Molecule: messenger RNA, 6780 nt
Organism: Poeciliopsis prolifica (blackstripe livebearer)
Lineage: Eukaryota; Metazoa; Chordata; Actinopteri; Cyprinodontiformes; Poeciliidae
Gene: arhgef12b
Product: Rho guanine nucleotide exchange factor (GEF) 12b
Exons: 36
Coding region: 698-4606 (1302 amino acids)
Biological process (GO): G protein-coupled receptor signaling pathway; intracellular signal transduction
Cellular component (GO): cytoplasm
Molecular function (GO): guanyl-nucleotide exchange factor activity; G protein-coupled receptor binding
Source: RefSeq, a predicted model, not a curated record
GGGAGGGGGUACAAAGCGCUUCCUUUUUCCAUUGGCAUCAUGCUUUAUCGGGGCAACAACCAGAGCAGUUUGGGCAUCGAGAAGAACAUUAAAGUGACCAUCCAUCAGCUGAAGGAGCCGUCCGGAAACCAGACGCCUGCAGACCAGCGGAAAUAAAAGCAGAAAGUUCAUUUGGACUUUUGGAAGCCAAAGUUUGACGUAAUUUUCUCCGGGACACCAGGAAAAGACAGGAGGGUCAACAUGGAAGUAUUUCCUGCGGAAAAAUGAAGGAUUUUCUCCUUUACAAAUCGAAGGUUAUCUGAGGACGGGGAAAUAAUAGAGUAUCAACGGAGCUCCUAAAGUUUUCCACAUGUCUUUUCUGACGCAAGCAGCGGCAGCUUUCUGAAACCCCCCCAGAGAUCCCGACAGUUCCUCUGGAUCUCCAGCAGCAGCAUCACCGCUGCUUUCGCUUCCAUGGAUUCUAGAGGAGAAAACAAACUUCCUGGCUGAAAGGAGCUGGUUUGCUCAGAGCUUCACGGUGAAGCCGCCUGCGGACUGAGACGUGCUCAAAGCAGAUGGAGACUAAAUAAAGCCGCUGUUAUGCAAAUGUUACUUGGGUGAAGUUUGCGAGAGCUGACCGGGGGAAGCCCAAUGAGUGGCACACAGCCAGCACUCACUGACAGGACCCAGAGCAUUCUCACAGAUAAAAAUAGAAAGCAUGGGAAAUCCUCUUAAGCACGAGUUUGACCCAACAGGUCUGGUCCAGCGCUGUGUGAUUAUCCAAAGAGAUAAAAAUGGCUUUGGUCUGACAGUAAGUGGAGACAACCCUGUGUUUGUGCAGCUGGUGAAGGAAGAUGGAGCUGCAAUGAGAGCCGGUGUCCAAACAGGAGAUCGGAUCAUUAAGGUUAACGGGACUUUAGUUACUCGUUCAAACCACAAAGAGGUUGUAAAGUUAAUAAAAUCGGGUUCCUAUGUAGCGCUAACGGUGCUGGGGAGGCCUCCAGGCCUUUCUCAAAUGCCUCUGGAGGAGGCGCAGGAGCAGGAACAACAUGAAGAAGUCAGCCUGCCUCUUCCUCUCUCAGCCCCCAACUCACCUGCACUGUCCGGCAUGGAGCGGAGCAGCUCUUUGAGUGGGAGCCCCCAGAACCACAAUAACUGCACUCUGUCUGAUGGGGAAGGAGCUUCGGGGUCCAGGAUUUGUGAUGAAGAUGAACGAGAUGAUGGGACUCUCCUGAAGGAACAGACCGGUGAAGAAGCGUCACCUAUCAACAGCAAUGCUACGCACAGCACUCCCGUUCCACAGGCGUCUGGAAAAAGAGACUCGCCACUUCAGAGUCCGGACGUUAGCCGCCGAGAUGACCUGAAUUUCUGCUCGUCCCCUGACACUGAAGACGCUCCUGACACUGACUGCAGUCCUCAUUCUUCUGUGGCAAGCCCUCCAUACACCCUAAACCCCCAGAUAAUCGGAGCGGAGGACGACUACUUUGACUAUCAACAAGAACAGAUUAACGGCGAGUGCAGCUGUUUUCAGAGUAUUGACCUGCUUAAGUCUCGACCGGCUCAUCUGGCUGUCUUCCUCCAUCAUGUGGUGUCCCAGUUCGAGGCUGCUCCUCUGCUUUGUUAUCUCUAUGCAGAAAUGCACAAACAAACCAGCUCCAAGGAGAGUCGACGCCUGUUUAUGGAGUUCCACUCCCUCUUCUUAGAUAGAACAGCAAAUCUAAAAGUACCAGUUCCUGACACAAUAGCAGCAGAAUUAGAGAAGCGACGGCUGGAGCUGAUCCCAGAGGAUCUGUGUAAACAAUACACUCAGGUGUUACAAGACUCUCUUCUGACAGAUCUCCUCAAGAACCUGGAGGACUUCAGACAGAAGCGCAGCAUGGGUCUGACCCUGGCUGAAGACGAGCUGUCUAAGCUGGACUGGGAGCGGGGGAAAGACCAGCUGGCGAUGGAGAAGGAAUGCGCCUGUGCAGAACACAUCCUCGCCAAGAUUGAGGAUAUCCUGCCGACGACUCAAGCCUCCGAAGAGGAGAAGUGCCAAGCUAUGCAGUAUGUGAUUCUGACCUACAUGAAGCAUCUUGGGGUGAAAGUGAAGGAGCCUCGCGGUCUUGAACAAAAGCGUGCACGCAUCACCUUCCUGCCCAAGAUUAAAAGAGGAAGCAAACCUGAAAAAGAUGGUGAUUGGAAGAAGCCUCGGUUUCCCAACAUCCUUGUUCAUCCUCGACGUGUAAGCAGAGUGGACUCCACUUUGGUGGCUAAGUCUGUGGAGCUCAAUAAGCAGCGCUCUCCAAAGUUCUCUCAGCCGGCCUUCGUCAUUCCUGAACCAGCCGACCAUCCUGCCUCGAACCCUGGACGCAGCCGAGCCAAUCAGCUCAGCCAGGGGUCAGACACCAGCACACAGUCCACCAUCUCUGCCGCCUCCCUGGGUCCCAGCUCCGCCGACUCGACUGGACAAGAAACAGACUCUAGUGUCUCUCCAUUAUACGUCCAGUCGAGACUCAGUGAUGGCCUGCAGGCUGCAGAACACCAGGAUAGCGUCUCUAGUCCAAUCAGCACUCAGUUUGACUUCAGCCCAUCCAACCUUGAUCAUCGAGAGGACGACCAGGAUGCCUUCAGGAUGGAAAUUCAGCCCACAGUGGGUUCAGCUGACUUUCAGAGCGAGGAUGACCAGGCAGGAGAGGUGGAGAGAGAGGAAGAUCCUCUGAACUGGCAGAAACUCGUCCCUCAAGGCGUCUUGGCAGGUCUCACUUCAAAGGAGAUCAAACGGCAGGAAGUCAUCAAUGAGCUGUUCAUCACUGAGCGCGCUCACCUGCGUAAGCUGCGGGUGCUGGACGAUGUCUUCUGCCAGAGACUGAGCAGACACGGCAUCCUCCCACCUGACGUCAUAAAGCACAUCUUCACUAACCUGGAGGAAAUCAUUCAACUGCAUGUUUCAAUAACAGAGCAAAUGACCGCCAUCAGGAAGAGGAGUGAGACCUCUGUGAUUGGUCAGAUUGGAGAUGAUCUCCUGGCCUGGUUCAGCGAGGAAGAGGAGAAAAUAAAGAGAGCCAUAGGAAUGUUCUGCAGCAACCAGCCGUCUGCGCUGGAGCUCAUCAAGACCAGGCAGAAAAAAGACCAGAGGUUCAACCUAUUCAUGCAGGAAGCUGAGAGCAACCGCUUGUGUCGCAGGCUGCAGCUAAAAGACAUCAUCCCUGUAGAAAUGCAAAGAAUGACAAAGUACCCGCUCCUACUGGACAAUAUUGCCAAAUACUCUGAGGAUGGUGAAGAGAGGGAAAAGGUGAAGAAAGCUGGAGAAUGCUGCAAGAAGAUCCUGAACCACGUCAACCAGGCCGUGAAAGAGGCUGAAAACAAACAGAGACUCGUGGAGUAUCAGCGAAGACUUGACGUCUCAUCUCUGAAACAAAGUGAAAACCCCAUGAUCCUGGAGCUCAGGAAUCUGGACUUGACUAAGAGGGCGAUGGUAUAUGAGGGACCGCUCUCCUGGAAAGUCAAUAAGGACAAGACCAUUGAGCUCUACACACUUCUUUUGGAGGACAUCAUGGUUCUACUUCAGAAACAAGAUGAGCGUUUGGUUCUCAAGUUCCAUGGGAAGAACCUGACCAGCAUUCCGGACGCCAAGCAUAGUUUCAGCCCCGUCAUCAAGCUCAGCACUGUCCUGGUUCGCCCUGUAGCAACCGACAACAAGGCCUUCUUUGUCCUGUCCAUGUCAGAGAACGGAGUCCAGAUGUAUGAGCUAAUGGCGCAAAAGGUGUCCGACAGAAGAACGUGGCAGUGUCUGAUCACGCAGUGCGCUGACGCCAUGAAGGCCAAAGCUCACCCCAGCGACAGGCCUCCAGCUCAGGCAGAAGCCGAACGGGUUGCAGUCGAGAUCCUGAACCAAGAGAUGCCCAAACAGAGCGAGACGCUGACUGAGAGCAUACAUUCAGCAGAUAAAGACGCUCCAUGUUCUCCUCAUAUUGAAUCUCCCAUCAACCCCUUUGAUGGCUUGAAAUCAGAAGAUGAGGAAGAGGAGCUGGCAGCUCCAGUCAGGCAGGAGGAAGAUGGGGAGGAAGAGGAGGUGGACGAAGCCGAGUUAGAGGCCUUCCUGGACAGCCAGCUGACUGACAGUCUCCUACAGGAAGGAUCCCGCCAGGGCAUCGCUUUUCCAGUUGAGGACACGGAGUCAAACUUUCCCUCCUCCAAAGCUGAAGAGGCUCUGCGGACGCUGGCCAUUCUGAAGGAGACACUUUAUUCCCACAUGAUGAACAGGGAAGUAGAGGAGGAUACAGAGGAGAACAAACCGUCUUCUGCAGGACCAGAGAAUGACAACCUGCAGAUCUCCUCUGCCCUCACUGGGGUGUCUGAGUCAGCACAACCGAACGGAGGUUUUGCGGGUCUGGACUUUGAAGUCGGUUCUGGGGAGAGCAGCGCCGACGACGACGUCGCGAUCGACAUGAGGAAACUGCUGUCCUCCUCCUCACAGGCAGGGGGCGACGGCCCCGAUCUGAGCAGGCAGUUGAUGACCCACCUGCGCCUCCUGCAGGCUGACCUGCAAUACCUGCAGGAAGUAGAGACGAAGUACAACGAACUCCAGCAAAUCCGCAACAACAGAUCUACAGACUCAGAUGAUAACAACGAGGGACUGCAGUGAUCAUGGACCCGAUCUGAGUCAAACAGGGAAUUAUACUUCACUUUAACCCACUGAUAAUGGAUGAUAAUGGGCAAAGGAUGAUUAUCAUGUUUUACCUGGAGAGACUUUUUCCUAUAAAAACAAUCAACUGUCAACUGAUCGUAAACACUGGAUAUAUGAAAUGGAAAAAGGGAGCUAUGGCAAGGCGUUCAGGACUCCAUGGAUGCUUCAACAGCAUGGAAGUAAAAGUGCUGUCUUGUAAUGAUAUUUCCUCCAAGAUAAAGAGAUUCAGAUGUUACUGCCAAGCCACAAAUGUUUUCAACAACUCGGAGGCAGACAAACUAAAAUACUGUUUUUUGUGGAUUGAAUUAAGCAGAAAUGAGAUUCACUGUGAAAAACAUUUCAUGUCCAACACAAACUCUGAUUUCUUGGAUGUUUCAUUUCACCGUUUGGUUUCUCCUGGCAGGAAAUGGUUCAAACAACGAGCACCAAUGAUAAAACACGGACAUUUCCAGGUUUUUGAAUGAAAAAUCCCAUUUCCAGAACUAAUUUAACUGAUCCAGCACGUUCCUCAUUUCUUCACUGAUUUUUUUUCACACCUAAUAGUUUGAUAGAUUUGGAAUGAUUGGGACCAAAAUUGCAACAUUUGUUACAUUUUCAGCUGCUGUGAUUCUCUUUUACACUGCCUUUGAAAAGCGUACUCACCUCCUUGCCUGUGGUGGCGCUGCAACAAGAACCACUGAAGGAAACGACGCAAAAGCCUCUGAAGACACGGAGAACAACUUCCUUCUUCACAAAAUGUAAACAAAAAUGGAGUGGGGUUAAAUUUUAGCAGUUGUAGGAUUUCUCUUCUGUUGUUGGUAAAAGAGAACAAAUCAUUUGUUCCACUGCAGCUGGACAUGUACAUUUCUUUUGGUGGUAUUUACCCAGACUGGGCUCUUUGGAUUAUAAAGGUUGCAGACCCCUGAUGUAGACAAAAAUAUUGGGUAAGAUUUUAUGUUUUUGCAGUGCAUUCAAAUAGUUAAAAAAAAAAACCUUUCUGUGUAAGAAAACCCGGCAAAUUGCAUUUACUCCUUCUGGACAAGCAUGCAGUGACAGUGGGGAAGAAAACUUUAGGCAUUUUAGCUUAUAUUAUAAAUAUUGUCGGGAAAAGUCUCAGCUUCUGAACAUUCCACAUUUGGAAGCAACUCAUAUUUACUUGGCUGGUUUUAGGCAUUCAGGUGAAGCAGAAUCCUGAAUCAGUGCAGUCCUAGUAAUGUACUACAAAAUAAAAUAUUACAAGCCAGAUUUUUUUUUUAUCUUGUUUCUACUAGAAAUAAAUUAAAAUGAGACAAAACUAACUUAAAAGUAGCUUUUCAGGAAGAUAAAGGGGCUAAGCUAAGAUAAUUCCUUAAUAUUGAUUUUAAAAAGUACAAGUUCCAAUGGCAGAUAAACAUACAGCAUGGAAAAAAUGUCUUGUUAUAAUGUAUUAAGUUUUGCUUUUUUUAAUUACAUCAAGCGCCUACUAGUAAGUUAGCUUUCUUGUUUCAAGUGCGCUAAGAUAUUUUCACCAGAAGCUAGACCAAAAAACAAACAAACAAACAAAAACUUGGUAAUAUUUAGUGACGCCCUUUACUUCCUGUUUAGUUGCGUGGAGUUAAUUAAACUCCAUUGUUUUUGCUACAGGCUCCCUCUAAUGUGUUUGGUUGAUUACUUCUUUUUAAAGGUUGGACUCACUGGCCGUAAGACUGCGCCGAACACUGUGGCUUUCACUUCUCGGAGAUAAAGCAAAGACGGACUGAGGAGAGACAUGUUGUACUGUAAGGAUGUUUAUUGUAAAAUGCUUAAAGUGUAUCAGCUCCGUGGUUUUAUCCACUGUUCCUCGUUUUGCACCAUGACGUCAUGUAAUGUAUCGACACAAACUACUUAAAGAAGAUUUAUUAUCAAACUGUUUUAAGCUGUUCCACAAGUGUUGCUUUUUAUUGAUUUAAUAAUAUAACAGUAGUUUCUCCUCUGCUCUGGCUCGGUCGUGAGUUUUUCAACAUUUUCUGGGCAUGUUCAAAACGUACCUGCUGCACUUCGAAUGACAACAAAACUACAAACGUGUAUUGGCAUUCAUUUAGCAGAAUAGUAUGAAAAGGUUUGUGUUAAUGUCCAAAACAGGGCUAUGAAUUGGUGAACUGGCCCAGAAUAAACCUGAAGUUCUGAUUUCUGAA